AUGGCAGCUAGCAUUGAUUUUGACUUGCCCGUGCAACAAGCUGCCAACUCCAAUGUUACGUCAGCUCAUAAUAUUCUUGCUCUGGCCAAGGAAUGCGAAGGACUAGAGAGCUUUGUCCAUUGCAGUACCGCCUAUACCAUGCUACCAAAGGAAGGCAAUGGUGCCAUCAACGAAGACCAUGUGGACAGCUUUGCCAACGGGAAAGCCGGCCAGAUAUACAAAGCAAUCAAGCGUGGUGCACUGACAGAGUCCCUCCUCGUGGAACAGAGGGGACGGGUGCCCUUGGUUAUUGUCCGCCCUUCCAUUGUCACUGCCUGCUAUCAAUUCCCCCACCCUGGCUGGAUAGACUCCCGUGCUGCCCUUGCGGCUUUCAUUGCAAUGUAUGGAACCGGUUUCUUACACACGAUCCCUGCCAAAGCGGACGUACAGCUCGAUGUGGUUCCUUGCGACUGUGUUGCGGAACGUCUCAUUCACGGAGCAUUGGCGCCGAUGGAUCGAACAAGUCAGGCAGUAGUGAUCCAUGACACGGCUGGUCAAGAGCACUCCCUCACGGUCGGCGAGAUUGUGGCCCAGUUUUCUAGGUUUUUCAAGCUCCGGCAACGUCAUACCCAGCAACGUCCGUACAUUCGCGUCAUGGCCGAGAGCACCAACCCACAGAUUGCCAAAUCCUUCCAAAAGGACAAACGCAAAGUCAUCAGGCUCAAGAGAAUGGCCAAGCUGUUUGGAAAACAAAAGGCUGCCAAGUCCCUCGACAAGGUUUCCACGGGUCUGGACAAGGUCUUUUCCUUCUUUACUCACAACAGCUUCAACUUUCAAUCCAAGCAGACGAUCACGGAUGUGUUUCCUUGUUUUGAGAAAAGCAGUUUUAUGGAUACCGUGAACAUGGGGGUGUAUCAUUACCUAUUGGGCGGCAAGGAAUUACCAGAGCCUUGCUUGCCAUGCUUCAAGGUCAAGAAUGUGAGUGUGAUUCUCCUCAGCAAAAACUUUGAGCCGGAAGAGGAUGUGACAUCUACUACAGGAUCCAGCACCAUUUCUGAUCUCACGGAAGAAUACCACGGCACUAGCCCUGUCCUUGGAAGCCGGAAGAGGAGAAAGACACCUGAUGCCUUUUAUCAACACAGUGACAUCUUGAGAAGUGUGGUGGAUUGCUGA
Seminavis robusta is the source of this 1152-nucleotide messenger RNA. NCBI's taxonomy places the organism in Eukaryota, Bacillariophyta, Bacillariophyceae, Naviculales, Naviculaceae. The record is from the annotation of a GenBank genome assembly.